Molecule: messenger RNA, 2619 nt
Organism: Ectocarpus siliculosus
Lineage: Eukaryota; Phaeophyceae; Ectocarpales; Ectocarpaceae
Source: the annotation of a GenBank genome assembly
AUGCGUUCUAGCGGAGCAGCUACACUCGGACGAGUGGAGCUACGGACGGGGCGGCUGCCGGGGACAACGGAUCAUGGCCUCAACCCUUGGACCACGAGGGACAACGCCUCCGUGGUGGUACAGAGUUCUUCUAGCGGCAGAGCGAGUAACGCCUCGUUGUCUGCCGAUGGCGACCUCACGACGUUAUGGGAGGCCUCCAGCAGUACCAACGAGUGGGUCACGCUGGAUUUGGGAAGCACUCGUGAGGUCACCGCGGUCCGCGUACAGGCGCCUGGAGGCGAGUCGAAUCCUCGAAAUUUCCGACUCCAGCGAGGGCUAUCGGCAGGCGGGAAGUUUUCGACGGUGGCCAACCUCACGCUUGGUAACUCGUCAGAUGCGCAGGAUUUUGCGGUGCCCUCGAGCAAUGGCCGAUUCUGGCGGUUUUAUGUCCUGGACAGUCACGGCGCCGAAAACAUCACCCUACGUGAGGUGGAAUUGCUCGGACCGGGAGACACGACCCUUCCUGAGCCCCUUGACUUCGAGGUUGUCAACGAUGAUGCCUUCCAUGUGUACUACGUUCCCAUCCACCGAACGUUUCAGGGCCUUUUGACCCAGCUUAGGCUGAGGCCGGGCAUAGAAGCGGAGGAGAUUGCCGGCAGGCGGAACGCCUCGCUUUCCCCCAGCAGAGGCGACGCCUUCGAGCUAGACUGGGUUCGAAUCGUCCGCGCCCCGCGUGUGAAGCGAGUGAGAGGUUGCAUCGAUGUUUCCUACGAGUGGCCGGACACGCCGGAGUCUGGACGAGACCUUGCUGGGGUUUCUAACGUCACUGCCGCCAACGGUCUUAUCAACGGUUUUCUUCGGUUGGGCCGCACUCAGUUUAGCACUGUCGAGGGAGCCGAAUAUGGCACGACAAAGUCUUGCUUGCAAGGAGGCGGCGAAAUCAUCACCAUCGCUGGAGAAGCCUUCGGGCCUGCCAAUGCCAAGGUAUUCGUGGACGGAUCCCCUUGUUCUCACGUGGUUCACACCCCCGGGAGCGAGGAGGUCGAGCUCAGCUGUGUCUCCCCCCCCGUUACGGCUACCACCGCCGCGGAGAUAUUGGAGGCAACAUCAGCAUAUUCGUCACUGUGUGAUGUGGGUUUGGGAAAAAGAAAUUCCUCCGACUCAGGGUUUUCGUAUGAGGAGUGGGCGUCUACGAUCGAGGUGGUGAACGGGAGGAUGCCGGGCCUUAAGCACGGGGUUCGGUACCUGUCGUAUCAGGCACCGCCACCGCCUAUCGGGAAACCCUUCGUCUCCAAUGUGGCCGCCUACUCGGUGGACUUGUCCUGGGAACCGCCAACUGAUUACUGGCAAGCCCUGUCGGUCACCGGCUACCAGGUUGGAUGGAGAUCGUUUACCUCCACUGCCGCUGGAACAGACGGGUCGGAGGUCGAGAAUGACACCGUGGGGGCGGGGGAGGAGGAAGUGGAGCAGACUGUGGAUCUAUACGGCAGACGCGCGCCUUUGCCAGAAGCCGCUACUGGCAACUUUGGAGAUGCUUCAAGCGUCGUCUCCACCCUCACGGAGGAUAUCCUCUUCGAGAGGUUCAACGCCAACCGUACCCUCAACCACUCUGCUAGUCAUGCGGCCGCCACUCUGGGACCCAGGGGGCAGUGGUCAGGGGAAGGGCACUACGGCUUGCAGCUGGUGGGAACUGCCCAGAUUGAGAACUGCAACCGAUCGGCCUCGUGUUGUGACGCAUUCAACGACACCACGGGCUCCUGCAGCAGCGAGAGCGGUUCCGCAGAGGAAGAGGCGGCCUCUCCGUACUACUGCGCGGCCUUGGCUACGCCGGGCCAGGGGUUCGACACGACUUUCACCUUCCGGCUGAGCUCGCCGUCCCUCCGCUGCAACACCAUGGAUGGCGUGUACACGCACUGCCGCUCGAGGGGCGCCGACGGGCUAGCCUUUGUGAUACAGGGAGAGGGCCCGACGGCUCUGGGAAGAAGCGGCGUGGGCAUGGGGUAUGCCGGUAUCUCCAAUAUGGUGGCCGUCGAGUUCGACACGCACUACAACCCCGAGAUGCUCGAGCAAUUCGAGAAUCACGUCAGCGUGCAGACCAGGGGCUGGAGACACGCCGGCAGCGCCCACGGUUCGCAUUCACUAGGGUCCACACCGAACGUGCCCGACCUCACUGACCAAGAGGUGACGGCUAGGGCCGUGUACACGCCGAUAGUCACGCCGGAGGCCGUAUCUCACCCCAACUUUCAGGCCUCUUUUCACUUUGGGACCUUUUUAGCUCAGGGGGACAGAAACGAAGGGGGUGGGGAGGGAGCCGCAGAUUGGGCGACUGGAAUCGGAACCCUAAGCGUCUACGUUGGGAACUUGGAUGAGCCCUGUUUGGUGGUGCCGUUGAAUCUGGAGGCUACUCUGCGCCUUAAUCAUGGGAGGGGCUUCGUAGGCUUCACCGCCGGCACGGGGAAGGACACUUGGCAGGUGCACGAUGUGCUCAGAUGGUCGUUCUCCAGCCUACGACAAGACACGCCUCACUGGCCACCACCGAUGGUCGAAGAAGGCCACUCCAUAGACGUAGCCGUCAACGACACCUCGUGCGUUGAGGGAGGAGGCGGCUCGUGCACCGCAACGCCUGGAACCGUCCUGUAG